Molecule: messenger RNA, 222 nt
Organism: Plasmopara halstedii
Lineage: Eukaryota; Oomycota; Peronosporomycetes; Peronosporales; Peronosporaceae
Exons: 2
Coding region: 1-222 (73 amino acids)
Source: RefSeq, a predicted model, not a curated record
AUGAAAGCUGGCUUCGUCGGUAAUUGUGAUAAUCUCUUCGCUUAUGGCUACAACCAGAGAGCACUAUCAUCAAUUUAUACUUACAGUGAUCAUAUAAAGGCUGCGACUUCAAAGCGCUUUUACGGUGGUGUGACGGGUGGCAGAACAAUAGCUAUAAUAAAGACUACGACGUAUCGGCGACGACGAGCAAUGCACGCAGAAAAACUGACAGCAUCGACUUAA